This is a messenger RNA of Aspergillus heteromorphus CBS 117.55, 2796 nucleotides long. RefSeq names its product DUF89-domain-containing protein. NCBI's taxonomy places the organism in Eukaryota, Fungi, Ascomycota, Eurotiomycetes, Eurotiales, Aspergillaceae. The transcript has 9 exons. Gene Ontology annotation, molecular function: protein binding; protein serine/threonine phosphatase activity. The record is from RefSeq and is a predicted model, not a curated record. Gene Ontology annotation, cellular component: cytosol; nucleus. The coding region runs from base 1 to 2796 and encodes 931 amino acids.
AUGGCUUCCUCCGAUGUUGAGGCCGCCACUGCCCUCAAGGUGCAGGGCAACAAGGCCUUCGCCCAGCAUGACUGGCCUACCGCCAUAGAGUUCUACACCAGCGCGAUUGAGAAGUACGAUCAGGAGCCCUCGUUCUUCUGCAACCGGGCCCAGGCGCACAUCAAACUUGAGGCCUAUGGCUUUGCGAUUGCCGACGCCACCAAGGCGUUGGACCUCGACUCCAACUAUGUCAAGGCCUACUGGCGACGAGCCCUGGCGAACUCCGCCAUUCUUCACUACAAGGAUGCCUUGAAGGACUUCAGGGCUGUGAUCCGGAGAGAACCCAACAACCGGGACGCGAAGCUAAAGCUGACCGAGUGCGAGAAGCUCGUCCGUCGGCUGGAGUUCGAGAAGGCCAUCGAGGUCAGCGACCCCCCGUCUGCGUUUGAGAGCCUGGAUAUCGAUUCGAUGGCGGUGGAACCCAGCUAUGAUGGUGUGCCGCUGGAAAAGGAAAUGACGCAGGAGUUUAUCGACGACAUGAUCGAACGGUUCAAGAACGGCAAGAAGAUCCCGCGGAAGUACGUCUUCCAAAUAAUCAAGGCUGUCAAGGACAUCGUCUAUGCGGAGCCGACGAUGGUGGAGAUUGGCGUGGAUCAGGGUCACAGGCUGACGGUGUGCGGUGACACGCAUGGUCAAUUCUUCGAUCUGCUGGAAAUUUUCCGCUUGAACGGAUUCCCUAGCGACACCCACGCCUACCUCUUCAACGGCGACUUUGUGGACCGUGGGUCAUGGUCGACGGAGAUUGCCCUGCUCCUCUACGCAUACAAGUGGCUGCGGCCCAACGGCAUCUUCCUGAACCGCGGUAACCACGAGACGGACGACAUGAACAAGGUGUACGGGUUCGAAGGCGAGUGCAAGGCCAAGUACAACGAGACGGUGUUCAAGGUCUUCUCCGAAUCCUUCUCCGCUCUGCCGCUGGCUACCUUGAUCGGCAACAAGUUCCUGGUCCUCCAUGGCGGUCUGUUCUCGGACGACAACACCACCCUGGCCGACAUCCGCAAGUUGAACCGCCACAAUCAGCGCCAGCCCGGCCAGCAGGGCUUGAUGAUGGAGAUGCUCUGGACUGACCCGCAGACCGAGCCCGGUCGCGGACCCAGCAAGCGCGGUGUUGGCCUCCAGUUUGGCCCGGAUGUCACCAAGCGUUUCUGUGAAAGGAACGGCCUGGAGGCUAUCAUCCGCUCGCACGAGGUCCGCAUGGAUGGUUACGAAGUCGAGCACGAUGGCCGGUGUAUCACCGUCUUCUCUGCUCCCAAGUACUGCGACACGACGGAGAACAAGGGAGCCUUCAUCAAGAUCGGUCCCGAGCUCAAGCUGGAGUACCAGGUCUUUGAGGCCGUUCCCCACCCGGACAUUAAGCCGAUGUUCCUCACCUCCGACAAGUCCAGCUUCGCCUCCGUCUCCGCCCACGAGCGCUGGCCCGUUAUCCUGACGGGUGCGAUUGACGACUUGCAUCGGACCGUCGGCAACGUGACCGAUGACGACAAGCGCCAGGAAGGAAAAACCAUCAUCGAGAACCUCGCCAAGUUCAAGUAUGAGCUGCAACACAACAGACAGUUGACUCCCCUCCCCGAAGACGGCCAGCCAGACAUUGCGGAGUACAACAAGGAACUGGAGCAACGAGGAAACCCCUCAUGGCACGAUGUCUCAUGGCUUUACUCAGAAUGCUACCUCUACCGACGUCUCAGCACCCUCUUUUCCCUCUCCAAGCACUGGAAGGGCUAUGACGUGUUCGCGCGCCAGAAGCUGUCCACCUUCAAGUCCUCCCGUCCAGCCGUCCUCGAACUAGCUGCGCGAUACAAAGAGCUUGCCGAGGAGGCGGAGAAGGGCAGCGGUGGUAAGAGCCCGGAACAGAUCGAGCAGGGCGACCGCAUCCUGUUUUCCGAGAUGUGCGAGAUCUGCCUCUGGGGUAACGCUACCGACCUCUCCCUCCUCACCUCCCUCACCUAUGAGGACAUCCAGAAACUCCAGGGAUCGGAGGCCCGCAAGGCCUCGGAGAAGAAUAUUCUGGUCAACGACCUGAACGCCGCCUUCGACGUGCUCCACAAGGCCCGCCGCGAGCGCAAGUCCGAGGAACGCCGGGUCGACAUCGUCCUCGACAACUCCGGCUUCGAACUCUUCGUCGACCUCAUCCUCGCCGGCUACCUUCUCUCCGCCGGCCUCGCCACCACCGUCGUGCUCCACCCCAAGCUCAUUCCCUGGUUCGUUUCGGACGUCACACCCCCCGACUUCGCGGCCCUCAUCAGUGCCCUUUCCGACGCCCAGGGCUUCUACUCUGCCCCCGAUGACACAGGCAAGACACACGCCCCUCUCUCGGAGAAGGAAGUCUCCGAAGUAGGCUUCCUUUUCGAGCACUGGAGCCACCUCCACCAGGAAGGAAAGUUGAUCAUCCGUCCCCACACCUUCUGGACUACCCCGGGCUCUUACUGGCGUCUGCCGUAUCAGGCACCGGACCUCUUCAAUGACCUGAAAGAGAGCGAGCUGGUGCUGUUCAAGGGUGAUCUGAACUACCGGAAGUUGACCAACGACGCCAUGUGGGACCCCACUACCCCCUUCACAACCGCCAUCGGGCCCCUAGGCCCCAACUCCGGCGUCCGCGUCAUGGCCUUCCGGACCUGCAAGGCCGAUGUCGUGGUUGGGCUUCCGGCCGGCGAGGACGAGAAACUCCGGCAGCUGCCUGGAGGUGGAGGUGACGAGGCCCGGAAGUGGGCGUGGAGUGGGAAGUGGGCCGUUGUAUCGUUUUGCGAUGGCCGGGCCUGA